CACUUAUCUCUUGUCUUCCUUUUGCAAGCCUGGCCCAGACACUGCCGAAUCUUGUCAUCUUCCCGCCACCAGCGGCAGACACCUUUGACGGCUAGUAUCAAAACUCGGCACAUCCUCAACCUGGAGGUCGUUGAUAUUGCCCCCUCUAUUCUAGGCCAUCAGAAAGGUUGGGGAUAUGGCUACCAACAGUUCAUCACUUGUUACAGAAGCAGUAGCCAGCAAGAUCUUGCCGACAAAUGUCGCUGGAACCCCCCAAGCCAAUCAAGCCUUCAUGGAUCAACUCGUCCAGCUACCUGCUACUCUGUGGGAAAAUAGCGACGUUCUUGUACUCGAGUGCCGAAUCGUCUUCACAGCUCUAGCUUGUAUUUAUCUGGGGUCCCAUGCCUCUCUUCGCCGCCCCCCAUCAGCCAAUCCUCCCAAGAAGGAUGGGAAAGAGAAUAAACAUGGAGGACGGGAUCGAGAUGAUCAAUUCGUGCAGGGUCUACUCCCAUCUGACGCCAUUAUAUUCCCCAUAUUGGCUGGCGCAUCACUUGUAGGACUCUACUACUUGAUUAAAUGGCUCGAGGAUCCAGACAUCCUUAACAAGAUACUUCGGGUCUAUUUCUCCAUCAUGUCACUCGCCAGCCUGGGAAAGCUCUCUGCGGACUGUCUGCAUUUCUUGGUGGGAUUUAUCUUUCCGAGCGUGUGGACCGCCAAGGACGGUAAGCUUUUCCAUAUCGACGCUUCCAGAAGGGGCCAGUGGUAUACGGCUGAAGAGUCCCCAGAUCGAGUAUGGGAUGACAAGAAGAAGACUCCUCUUGCGGGUUGCUGGUCCGAGAUGAAUAUUUUUGACUCUAAGAAAUCUUUUCUCUGGGGAAUCCGCCAUUCACUUCUGGACCAGUGGACUAUCCGUAUAUCGCUUCACGGUAUCGUCAACGAGACCUUUAAGGUCAAGUUGGUCGAUAUUCUGGGCGUCGUCCUCGCCGUCGGAGCAAACGUGUUGUACUACGCGACGGAAUCGACCGCUUUAUCGAACAUUAUGGGCUACGCAUUCUCAUAUACUGGCAUAUUAGUGUUGUCGCCCACCACAUUCACUACCGGCACUGCCGUCCUUUUCGGAUUAUUCUUCUACGACAUUUACAUGGUCUUCUACACCCCAUACAUGGUGACAGUCGCCACUAAACUUGAUGUCCCUAUUAAACUCGUGUUUGGGGGACCGAAGAAGGUUAGCAUGCUUGGGUUGGGCGAUAUUGUCCUUCCUGGAAUAUUCAUCGGACUAGCCCUGCGGUUCGACCACUACAUGUAUUACCACCGACAGCGAAAGCUCGUCCCCAUCGAGUUAAAGAUCAAGGACGAAUCAUCAGGUGAACUCGUCACUAGUACCCAGACGCAGCGGAUGAUAGUGAAGCCUGACUAUAUAAACCCGCAAGGACAGUGGGGAGACCGAUUCUGGAGCACUAAAGUCAGCAAUAUGUUUUCACCUGAUGCUACGCCUGCACUUAAGGCAUCGGCAUUUCCUAAGCCUUAUUUCCACGCAACCAUGUUCGGAUAUUUCCUUGCGAUGCUGAUGACGCUAGCGAUGUUAUUAACUUACCGUCACGCCCAACCCGCGCUGUUAUACCUUGUCCCAGGCGUCGUUCUUGCUGCUUGGAUUACCGGUACGUUGCGGGGCGAAAUUCGCGAGAUGUUAACGUAUACCGAGGAUGGCUGGCUAGAUACAGCAGACACUAUUGUGGAGGUUGACGGAAAUGGAAACGUCAUUCAGGAGGGCCGCCGUGAUGCGGCCGGCGAGAAAGAGAACAUGGGAACCAAGAAGAAGACGCCCUCCGACGCCAAUCCAACCAAGAUUACGGAAAAACAACCCAAUGGGUUAAGGCACAAUGAUUCGGAACCCGCCGAGGUGGAGAAUAAGCCGGCUAGCUAUCCCGUUUUCCUUUUCUCUAUUGAGGCACCAGCUCCCUGAUCCGGCUUUGACACGAAUGGGAAGAGUUUGGUUGCCUCUUAGUGUAGUGGCACCUAUAUGUGAGAGUCCAAAAAGAC
Messenger RNA from Durotheca rogersii, 2019 nucleotides. RefSeq names its product signal peptide peptidase-domain-containing protein. Lineage: Eukaryota; Fungi; Ascomycota; Sordariomycetes; Xylariales; Xylariaceae. Gene Ontology annotation, molecular function: aspartic endopeptidase activity, intramembrane cleaving. The record is from RefSeq and is a predicted model, not a curated record. Bases 176 to 1942 code for a protein of 588 amino acids. Gene Ontology annotation, biological process: membrane protein proteolysis. The transcript is spliced from 2 exons. Gene Ontology annotation, cellular component: cytoplasmic side of endoplasmic reticulum membrane; lumenal side of endoplasmic reticulum membrane; membrane.